AUGUCGUCUGUGGUUGGUAAGGUGGCGGUGACGCCCGCGAGGGCGCGCAUCACCUCGCUGGGUAGGCGUGCGACGAAGUUACCGUCACCCGCGCGCCCACGUCGCUCAGCCUUCCACGUCGUUUCGCAGCGCACGGCGAGGUUGCCGCGACGACGCCCGCCCGGGAAGACGUCUCGACCCCUGGCGGCUCCUCGCGAGCGUGGAUCGCUCGAGGUCGAGGUGGAGAGCAGUGAGGCCGCGCUGCCUACGGCCGGGGCUGAUAAAGGCGACGGGUUCGCGGGCAUCUCACUCGCUGGGGUGCCUCUCACCCCGGAGGUCUCGGCCAUCGUGUUGGUGUACUUCGUGCAGGGCAUCCUCGGACUGUCUAGGCUCGCCAAGGACUACUUCGUGAAGGACGAGCUCGGUCUUUCUCCCGCGGAGGCGUCCAUCAUCUUCACCAUAUCCAGCGUGCCCUGGUUGGUCAAGCCGCUUUGGGGAUUCAUCAGCGACUCGGUGCCGCUCGCGGGGUACAAGCGCAAGAGCUACCUCGCCGCGUGCGGGUUCUUGGGCGCGGGUGCGGGUUUCUCCCUGUGCACGGUGGUGAACGACGUUCCCGGCGCGGUGCUGGCCUUCACCCUCGGUUCCCUCUCCACCGCCUUCAGCGAUGUCGUCAUAGACAGCAUCGUGGUCGCGAGGGCUCGAGGCGAGUCUCAGGCGCUCUCCGGGUCCCUCCAGAGCUUGUGCUGGGGCUCGGUGGCCAUCGGAGGCAUCGCGUCUUCGUACUUUUCCGGAUCUCUCAUCGAGACGUACGGCACGAAAUACGUGUUCGGGGUGUCCGCCGCGUUUCCUCUGCUCAUCGCGUGCGCGGCGCUGCUGGUGCGCGAGGACCCGGUCGACGAACCCAAAAGUCGAACCCUGUCACAGGCGGAGACGGCGGAUAAAAAGGACGGAAAGAGCGUGGGGGCACAGCUGGCGGAGCUGGGGAAAAAGUUGUGGGGGGUGGGGAAGCAGAGGAGGAUAUGGGCGCCGACCGCGUUCGUGUUCUUGUGGCAGGCGACGCCCAACCCGGGCACCGCCAUGUUCUACUUCACCACAAACGAGCUCGGGUUCACGCCAGAGUUCCUGGGUCGGGUGGCGCUGGCCAGGUCGGUCGCUGCGCUGGUGGGCGUGGGUGUGUACAACGGGUACCUCAAGAAGGUGCCACUGAAGAAGAUGUUCUUCUGGUCCGCCGUGGUUGGGACCGCGCUCGGUCUCACGCAGCUGAUGCUGGUCACCGGUUACAACCGGGAAAUCGGGAUUAGCGACCAGUUCUUCUCGUUGGGCGACACGGUGGUGCUCACCGUGCUCGGCGAGGUAUCAUUUUUGCCCGUUCUCGUGCUCGCGGCCAAGAUAUGUCCCGAAGGCGUCGAGGCGACACUGUUUGCCGCGCUCAUGUCGGUGUUCAACGCAGGCGGCGCGGCGUCGGGUGCGCUCGGCGCCGCGCUGACCAGCUACCUGGGCGUCACGGCGGAGGAUUUCACGAACCUGUUCUGGCUGGUUCUGAUAUGCAACUUGAGCAGCCUGAUGCCCCUGGCGGGUCUCAGGUGGUUGGACGAGGCCGAUAAGGAGUGGGAAGGCGAAGAGGACGCGGUGGCUGCGUUGAAGGAGGGUGGCUCGGAUUGA
This is a messenger RNA of Micromonas commoda, 1641 nucleotides long. RefSeq names its product folate-biopterin transporter family. The record is from RefSeq and is a predicted model, not a curated record. Gene Ontology annotation, cellular component: membrane. The transcript has a single exon. The coding region runs from base 1 to 1641 and encodes 546 amino acids. NCBI's taxonomy places the organism in Eukaryota, Viridiplantae, Chlorophyta, Mamiellophyceae, Mamiellales, Mamiellaceae.